GGCUCUGGUCUUUUUCGGACAGUCACGCGCGUGGCUCAACGACGACGAUCGCGGCGCGGCUUUUGGCCGAACGGUUGAGCUUAAGGUUCUUUAAUUAUACUCGGUAUUUGGCGGAGAGCAGAUCGUUUUCCUACUUCGCUGCCGCUGCGAAGGCAUCUUCUAAACCCAAGUGACAAGCGUUCUACGUGUGUGUGUGUGUGUGUGUUGUGUGUUCUCUCCGGUGGUGCUAAGUGAUGCGCGAUCGCGGUGCUCGACGGCCAGUGUUGAUAGAUCGCAGCGCUGUUCUGUAACCUUGAGCAAUCUACUAGGUUCUACCUUUAGUAUCUAGUCACGGCGCGAUCCUCAACGGUUUCGCUACUUGAAUAGUGUGUGCGCUGAUUGAAGCAGCAACAGCAACGAAAAAAGUGAAUUCAUACACAUCUGUCUGCUGAAAGUGAAGUUAUACACGGAUGAAAUCGAAUUCCAGCUAACUAGAAGGUGUGAAUUGUUUGCACGGGGUGGUGAUCGUUACGGAAGUGUUGUGUCACAUGUGCUUUCGCGCUGGAUAAGCUCAGUCGAGGCUGGUUUAUCAACCUGGAAACGUCGUCAUCCCCGGGAAGCGAUCCGAUCCGGGCAUCCAUUGUGAACCACAACACUCUUUUUCUGUUUUAAUUUGAGGAAGCAAAAUCAAGAUCCAAAGAAUAUGGUAGGACAAAGAAUCGCAAACUCUUUACUCAAGAGAUCAGCAUUUUCGUCGGCCAUCAAUGUGCUACCAAACGAAGUGGCCGCGACACCAGCGGCCACGGCGACCCUCGCCGAUCCCCAGCAGCUGGCCGAGCUCGGUGGCCACGUGAGACCGUACACGGAGGUUCCGGGUCCGAAGGAACUGCCCCUCAUUGGCAACAGCUGGCGGUUCGCCCCGCUCAUCGGCCAGUACCGCAUCGAGGACCUCGACAAGGUGAUGUGCGAUCUGCACCGGCACUUUGGCAAGAUCGCCAAGGUGGGCGGACUGAUCGGCCACCCGGACCUGCUGUUUGUGUUCGACGCCGACCUCAUCCGGGACACGUUCAAAAAGGAGGAAGUCCAGCCGCACCGGCCGGCAAUGCCCUCGCUGCGCAACUACAAGUCCAAACUACGGAAGGACUUUUUCGGCGACAACAUGGGCCUGAUUGGAGUUCAUGGUGAAAAGUGGGACGCGUUCCGAGCUCAGGUUCAGCAGGUGAUGCUGCAGCCGACGACGGCAAAAAAGUACAUAGCACCUCUCGACGAAAUCUCCACCGAUUUUAUGGCCAGAAUACACGAAAUGCGGGACGAGAACAAUGAACUGCCGGGAGAUUUCCUCCACGAACUCUACAAGUGGGCACUCGAGUCUAUAGGACGUGUCGCGCUGGACACCCGACUGGGCUGUGUCUCCAAGGACGGUAACGAAGAGUCCAAACGGAUCAUCGACUCCAUCAACGCCUUCUUCUGGACCGUGGCCGAGGUCGAGCUGCGGAUGCCCAUCUGGCGGAUAUAUCAAACGAGCGCGUACAAGAAGUACAUUGGCGCGCUGGACACAUUCCGAGUGAGCGUUCUGAACCCUGUGUACAAGAACAAAAAUGUAAUGGUUCUUUUUUAUCCCCGUAGCUUGUGUAUGCGACACAUCAACAUUGCCAUGGAAAAGAUGAACAACAGCACGGAGGUCAAGAGCGAGGAGCACAUCUCGAUCGUUGAGCGGAUUCUGCAAAAGACAAACAACCCCAAAAUUGCGGCCGUCCUGGCGCUGGACCUGAUCAUGGUGGGGGUCGAUACGACAUCUGUUGCGGCCACCUCGACAAUCUACCAGCUGAGUCAGAACCCGGACAAGCAGGAAAUUUUAUUUAACGAAAUCAAACGCAGUCUGCCAACGCCGGAUACAAAGUUCACCAUUUCGAUGCUGGAAACGAUGCCAUAUCUGCGGGCGUGUAUCAAAGAGACACUCAGAAUGUACCCGGUGGUGAUUGGCAACGGGCGGAGCCUCCAGUCGGACGCGGUCAUCGGAGGAUAUCACAUUCCAAAGGGGACCCACGUCAUCUUCCCCCACCUGGUGGUGUCUAAUCUGGAGGAGUACUUCCCGGAGCCGGAUCGAUUCCUGCCCGAGCGGUGGCUGAAGCGAGGUGAGCUGAAGGAGCACGCUGGGUGUCCCCACGCCGGUCAAAAGAUCCAUCCGUACGUGAGCUUGCCGUUCGGUUACGGCCGGCGGACGUGCAUCGGACGACGAUUCGCCGAAUGCGAACUUCAGAUUCUGUUGUCCAAGCUUUUCCGACGGUAUCACGUCGAGUACAACUACGACAAGCUUACGUACAAGGUGAACCCCACGUACAUUCCGGACAAACCACUCAAGUUUAAACUAACCGAGCGGAACAAUUGACCGGGCGGCGGCACCACACGGAAGAGAAAAUUUGUAAUAGCUACCGUAGCAUGUAAGGGUCUUCUUCGCAUUCGGCACGGGUGUAAAGCUCGUGACGAAGGUUAAAGAAUAUUUAUGUAAAUAAAAUGUACGAAAUAAACGCGAUAAGGUUGAAUACAAAGAUAAAGCAAA
Molecule: messenger RNA, 2539 nt
Organism: Culex quinquefasciatus (southern house mosquito)
Lineage: Eukaryota; Metazoa; Arthropoda; Insecta; Diptera; Culicidae
Gene: Cyp49a1
Product: probable cytochrome P450 49a1
Exons: 10
Coding region: 683-2368 (561 amino acids)
Molecular function (GO): iron ion binding; heme binding; protein binding
Source: RefSeq, a predicted model, not a curated record